Molecule: messenger RNA, 1686 nt
Organism: Aedes aegypti (yellow fever mosquito)
Lineage: Eukaryota; Metazoa; Arthropoda; Insecta; Diptera; Culicidae
Product: cytochrome P450 4d1
Exons: 5
Coding region: 103-1620 (505 amino acids)
Molecular function (GO): iron ion binding; oxidoreductase activity, acting on paired donors, with incorporation or reduction of molecular oxygen; heme binding
Source: RefSeq, a predicted model, not a curated record
ACAACCUUAGUACCGCCCAGGUCGUGAUCGAAUCAGGACCCAAAGCGGUUUUGAAUUUUCGACUGUGUCAAACGUGGUUGAAGAAAUAAUCAGAAAAAAAACAUGCUUAUCUUAUUGGCUUCGGUUGUUGUGCUCUCGAUCGGUUUAGCCGUGUACUUUUAUCAGCAGUUUGCGAAUCGUUUGCACUAUGCUGCUAAGAUUGGUGGCCCUAAAGGGUAUCCCCUUUUGGGAAACUCGAUCCAGUACGGGACAAAGUCCCCGGUGGAGUUUCUACAGGAAGUGCAGAAAACUAACGAGCAGUGUGGAAAGUUCUAUCGAUUGUGGAUUGGGCCCGAUUUGAUUUUCCCCAUAACUGACGCCAAGUUGGUGGAGGCGAUUCUCAGCAGUCAGAAAUUGCUGGACAAAUCCGUUCAGUACGAUUUUAUACGACCAUGGCUGGGAAAUGGAUUGCUCACCAGUACCGGAAGGAAAUGGCACUCCAGGCGAAAGAUCAUCACUCCGACAUUCCAUUUCAAGAUUUUGGAACAGUUUGUUGAGAUUUUUGAUCAACAGAGCAAUAUCUUCGUUGGUCAGUUGAAAUCGAAAGCGCAGAGUGGGGAGGACUUUGAUGUUUUCCCAGUGGUAACAUUGUGCGCUCUGGAUGUGAUCUGUGAAUCCGCCAUGGGAACAAAGGUCAACGCUCAGCUCAAUUCGGAUUCGAAAUACGUGAGAGCCGUUAAGGACAUGGCUACUGUUGCGAUGGCUCGCUCAUUCAAAGCAUUUGCACGGUUCAACUUCACGUUCUACUUCACCCCGUACCGAAGAAUGCAAGACAAGGCGCUGAAAGUUCUCCACGACUACACAGAUAGCGUCAUUCGUUCACGGCGCCUAGAGUUAGCCAAGGGCGCCUUCACAAAGUCAGACGAAAACGAGAAUGAUGUUGGAAUCCGUAAGAAAGUGGCCUUCCUGGACAUGCUUCUGCAGGCCACAGUAGACGGGAGACCCCUGGAUGACCUCGAAGUUCGCGAGGAAGUCGAUACGUUCAUGUUUGAAGGUCAUGACACGACAACUUCGGCCAUCUCGUUCCUCAUCGGCAUCUUGGCCAAGCACCCGGAUGUGCAGCAGAAAGUCUACGACGAAGUACGAAACGUGAUUGGCGAUGAUCUGAAUGUGUCAGUCACGUUGUCAAUGCUGAACCAAUUGAACUACCUCGACUUGGUAAUCAAAGAGACCCUAAGACUGUACCCAUCUGUCCCCAUUUAUGGUAGGAUGUUGUUGGAAAACCAAGAAAUCAAUGGCACUGUGUUCCCGGCAGGAUCCAACUUAGCAAUAUUCCCAUACUUCAUGGGGCGUGAUCCGGAAUACUUUGAAAACCCUCUGGAAUUCAGACCGGAGCGAUUCGCGGUGGAAACGUCAGCCGAAAAAGCUAAUCCCUACCGUUACGUUCCGUUCAGCGCCGGACCAAGAAACUGCAUCGGGCAAAAGUUUGCCGUGGCGGAAAUCAAGAGUUUGAUCAGCAAACUGGUACGACACUACGAGGUGUUGCCUCCAAAGCAGCCCAAUUCGGAGCGGAUGAUUGCCGAGCUGGUGCUAAGGCCGGAAGGAGGCGUUCCAGUGAGGAUCAGAAGCAGGGUGCGGUAGGGAUGGAGAAGAAGGUAUUGAAGUUGCGAAAGUAGUAAAAUAGACUAGGAAUAGAUAAUAGGAAAA